AUAGAAGCGAAGUCAACAUAAAGUUUCACAAACUCUUGGCUGAUUCAAGCUCGCUCGCGCACAAAACACACACAAACUGACCCGCAGGCCAUUCGCCUUGACAGCCGCGCCCCCCAUCUCAGCACCCAUGGCUUUGUUAAAAGUCUGGACAGAUUGCGCUUCUGUUAUGCCUCGGCGUUCUCUCACGCCGGCGCUGCUGAGGCCCUCCGCGACGCGCAUCAUUGUCGUCGCCUCGGGCUCCAAGAAGGGCCUGACGCCUUACCAAGGACCAAACCGCAUGUUUGGGAAGUUCCGCUGCCCGAAAUGUAGGCGCGGCUGGCAGAGCGGCAAUUCCUGGGCCAACACGGGACAGAUGUGCAAGCGCUGCGACAUCCUGGUCUACCCGCAGAGCCAGAGGCCGCUGCAGAAGAUGGAGGAUGACAACCUGAUUGACAAGAACAAGCCGCACCCGGAGGAGCUGUGCGAGAUGUGCCAGAAGCUGGGCUAUUCCUGCAGACUGAAGCACGUGUGGGUCCCGGACAUGGUUGAUGACAGCGACAGCGACGAUGAGUGAGGAGGCGCCGUUCGUGAGAACGCAACGUGAGCGAGAAGGCAACGUCCGUACAAAUGUGCUUGGCGACAGACGGUAUUGCCGUGCCGCCAAGAGAUCAGGACCUGGGCCUGGGUAGAGGAACAUGGAAAGUUGUUGGGUAUGAGAGUAUGUUGGGACUUGUCGGACUACUUUGGGGAUGUCCUUGCACCACGCUUGCACAUGCGCAUCCAUGGCGCAUUGAGUUCCAUGCUUUCCACAUCUCAAUCCCGCGGGUUUGGUUGAAUCAAUCGUACACGCCAAUCCUUGCUGGUCGGGCCAUGUUCCUUGCUCAGGGGGAUGUAACCUGGCACUGCAAUAGACACUGACCUCACAUUGGUUGCACGUGGAUUGGGCCUAUGCGUACAGUGGCGAGUUUCCGUUGGCCUGGACACAGUUUGUUUGGAUGGCAGGCUGCGGGGGCGGUAGGGGGGGCGGGUGUGCGACGGCGUGCAGCGGGUACGUGCCUCUGGAUUGAAAUAUGUUGAUAUCACUUCUUUGCCGCUCAUGUGUUUCGUGAGACGCUUGAAAUUGUAGCAUGCUUCUAAGUUACGUAUCCUGAACGACCACAAGGUGUGCGUCAGCUGUCGCCCUUUGUCCGGAAUAAUACUUCAUCUGCAUCUUGUUUCCUUUGCGCUCUCAGGAAAUCCGUACGUAAUGAAUUCUUGAGGCAAGUUUGAGUAUGGGGCGGCGAACUAGCGCGGUCGGCGACGAGAAUCUGGACGAAAUCGGCCCUCUCGCCCGCGGGCUGCAACAGCGCCAAGGAUCGUUGGCACUCAACACCAACUACAGCUAUGACAUUCCGGCGCUCUCAUCCUGCAUCAGCGCGCCGGCGCCGGGCAGCAGACAGCAGCUCGCAGGCUCGGGAUGGGACUGGGGCCCACAGAGCAGCCGCCACAACCCGCCUGACAGCUUCACGCAGCACCGCUCCCCUUUGACCGGCAUCUCGCUCGCUACCGCAAGCGGUGGGAGCAACAAGAGUACCGCCGCUAGCCCCCUCGCUACGGCCCCGCUAAGCUGGCAGAGCGUGUGCGAGGCAGGGCGCGCUGAGGCGGACCGCAAACGCGGCCUGUGCCUGCCUAUCGACGAUAGCCCCCAACUGAAACAGUGGCUACGAAGCGACCUGUUGGCUCGACAGGGCUUAUCGCCCGCGGCCCUGUCCCCACGGCCUCAGCCGCUGCAGCCUCACUACAGCCCAGCGCAGCAACAGCCGCAGCUGCAGCACGCGGCACAGCACCCCAACCCCCACCACAACCACCACUAUCACCACCACCACGACAGCGGGUCCGCGCAAGGGGCUGCGGCUGCGAGGUGCAGUGCUGGCGGUGGCAGUGGCACCGAUGGCGUUGCCAGCAGCAUCAGCACCCAAGGCUCUGGCUGCGGAGGAGGAGGCGGCCCCGAGCACUGCUGGCGCGCCGCAGCGCAGCCGCACCCACAGCUCGUGCAACCAGCUUUGCCUGCAUGGUGCAUGGGCGCAACGCGCGGUGGCGGCAGCGGCGGUACUGCUGCUGCUGCAGGAGAGGCUUACGGGGAGGGGCCGGCGGCGGCGGCCGCAUCAGGUUGCCGUACUACGACUGCUCCUCCUCCGCCCUUUAGCCGUACGGCACCGCGCUACCCCCUGCCGUACGAGGCGCUGGGGCAGGUGCCGCCGCCCGUGGCGGAGGUGGCGGCAGCUGCCGGUUUCAUGUGGCCGUACGCGGAUCCCGCAUCCGCCGCUGGCGGCGGCGGCCCCAGGGCCUGCCCGGCUUGGCUUCGGUGAAAUGCGGCUGAGUGCGGUUUGCCGGGGCUGCUGUGUGCUAGGUGGUCAAUGAAAUGAACACAUGGGUUUCUUUCGUUAUCUGGAUCUGGAUCUGGUGAUGAGUGGCAUCUGUGAGUGGCAGCUCGGAAGGCUGCGGUGGCGCAUGUGCGGCGAUGCAAAGGCCGACAGCGAUUAGCCCUGGCACCAGGCACGGCGCGUUAAGCUGUCCCGCGAGAAUGGGCCAAUAAUGACAGCAGUGUUCUUUGCGGGAUUACUUUUCUUUGCGGUGGAUUUCUUCUCUUGGCAGGCCGUGCUGGGGGCAGGAUGUUGCUUGUCGGGCACGGGAUUGGCUGCGUGCCCUCAGCACGAGGUUUGUGCUCCUCCAAAUACAAAGUUUUGCGCGAUUGGGCGGAUGCAGGCUGGGAUGAAGGCAGAGGGCUGAGAGCUAGUGCAAGUAACGCUGGGGUGAGAAGCGCUACUGCCGGGGUAUCAUUUUGCUGUGAGUGUGUGGGGCACGGAGCGUGUGUGGUUCUAGGAUCCAUUUAUUUCCAUGCCAGACGGCUGCUGCGGGCUGCGGGCUGGAGGCGUGCUACACUACGUACGGCGUGGUUGCAGGUUCACGCUGGAGUGCCGGCGGGUCGGUUGCCACCUGCCAAUGACGAGAUGAGCGGAGCGGAUGCAAUGUAACGUAUUUGUGUU
This is a messenger RNA of Chlamydomonas reinhardtii, 3005 nucleotides long. RefSeq lists its product as uncharacterized. The transcript is spliced from 2 exons. Bases 167 to 553 code for a protein of 128 amino acids. Lineage: Eukaryota; Viridiplantae; Chlorophyta; Chlorophyceae; Chlamydomonadales; Chlamydomonadaceae. The record is from RefSeq and is a predicted model, not a curated record.